Molecule: messenger RNA, 1192 nt
Organism: Phymastichus coffea
Lineage: Eukaryota; Metazoa; Arthropoda; Insecta; Hymenoptera; Eulophidae
Gene: inc
Product: BTB/POZ domain-containing protein KCTD5
Exons: 3
Coding region: 1-828 (275 amino acids)
Biological process (GO): proteasome-mediated ubiquitin-dependent protein catabolic process; protein homooligomerization
Cellular component (GO): cytoplasm; Cul3-RING ubiquitin ligase complex
Molecular function (GO): cullin family protein binding
Source: RefSeq, a predicted model, not a curated record
AUGCAGUGCUGUUUCUCCCUCUCUCUUUCUCUCUCUCUCUCUCUCACUCACUCACUCUCUGUUUCUAUCUUGCGCACGCGUCUGUCUCGCUCUCUCGCACAGUGCUGUUAUUUGGCGCGCGUCCUCGCGGAGAGAAAUACAGUAGGCCAGCAGAACCAGCCAGAGGCCCAGAGGCAGACGAACAUGGCGGAGGCCAACAGCAAGGGAGUCCGCUGCAAUAAUCAGUGGGUGAGGCUCAACGUCGGCGGCACUUACUUUCUCACUGCCAGGACAACGCUUACGCGCGAUCCCAAUUCAUUCCUUUGCCGAUUAUGCCAGGAAGAUUCUGACCUCAUCUCCGACAGGGACGAGACUGGGGCGUAUCUCAUCGACAGGGACCCAACGUACUUCAGUCCAAUUUUAAACUAUCUAAGACAUGGCAAACUUGUCAUUAACAAGGAUUUGACUGAAGAAGGUGUGCUCGAGGAGGCCGAGUUUUAUAACAUAACCGAGCUCAUAAGACUUAUCAAGGAGAGAAUCCAUUUGAGAGACAGUCGACCAACAAAGGAUUCAAAAAAGCACGUGUACAGGGUCAUACAGUGCCACGAGGACGAGCUCACGCAAAUGGUCUCUACCAUGUCCGAUGGAUGGAAGUUCGAGCAGCUCAUAAACAUCGGCUCGCAGUACAACUAUGGCAACGAGGACCACGCCGAAUUCCUGUGCGUGGUGAGUCGAGAGUACGGACCAACACAACUCAACAGCAAAGAGCAAGAGUCGACGGACCGCGUCAAGGUACCGCCAAUAACCCGCAACUCAAACUCACAAAACAGCCAGAAUCAAUCCAACUAGUCCAGUAUAUAUACAAUACCAAUGCCUACUUUUUUUUCUGUAUCUUAUGCUAUACCUUAUGUUUGGUUUUUUCUCUCAACUAUUAUUAGGCAUUUGUUUGAUGUAUUGUAUUACCGGUAUUAUUACCUUUUUUUAUUUGACUGUAUUUAUAUAGUAGAAGAUUAUUUGCAGAGCUUGAGGUUGUCCAUUAAGAAUGACUUUUUUUGGUCAGAUAUAAUAACGCUUGCUGUAAAAACCGAUACGGAGCUGUAUCACUUUCGACGAUCGAGAGAGAAAGUAUUGUGGAGAAUAUUAUAUCGAACAGUAUUAUUGAUUUAGUUAACAAAGUUUUGCUUGCACGACUCUUUCUCUAUUGUUUGAAACG